Molecule: messenger RNA, 2024 nt
Organism: Oreochromis aureus
Lineage: Eukaryota; Metazoa; Chordata; Actinopteri; Cichliformes; Cichlidae
Product: CASP8 and FADD-like apoptosis regulator
Exons: 10
Coding region: 284-1651 (455 amino acids)
Biological process (GO): negative regulation of extrinsic apoptotic signaling pathway via death domain receptors; proteolysis
Molecular function (GO): protein binding; cysteine-type endopeptidase activity
Source: RefSeq, a predicted model, not a curated record
UUGCUUUCGCUUUCGGUUGUGCCAUUGCGCAGUUUUUGUAAAAGGACAGAACUUAUAUGGUAUUCAUCCGGUUAAGUUUUCUUUGUUAAGCGGAUCCUCGCUGGUUUCAUUUUACGGUGGGAAGUAUUUGGUAAAUCCCCUCCCUCGGGUUUUUAAGUGGUGCGUCACUUCUAUAGUUUCCCUUCUUCUGCUUUGCUACGUGUUUGUUGCAGGACUCUUUUCGGCUUUGACUACAAUUCUUUAUUCUGGGCUCAUCACCUCUUAAAGUUUUACCAAAGUCCACAUGGCUGUUCCGGAACAAUUUCAGCUACAUGCUAUAAAUGAAAUCGCGGAAGCUCUCAGCAGCAAUGAACGCAGUAGGCUCUUCUAUCUAUGUGAAAGCUUGGACACGGACCACAGUGUGGCUUGUAUGAAGGAGAUGCUCAGAUCAAAAGUGACGCACCAUCAAAACGCUCACCUGUUUCUGGCACAGCUCAUGUUUUGUUUGGGGCGUUUGGAUAUCCUAAGGAAGGUGUGUAAAGUCAGCAGGGAUGACUUGGAGAGGACCAGACAAAUGGUCCCUAGUUUCAGAGUAUUGAUGGCAGAAUUAAGUGAGGAGCUGGACACCGGAGAUUUGGACAAUGUUAAAUUCCUGUUAACUUGCAAAUUAUCUCGUGAAAAGCUUGAGAAGUCAAAGAGUUUCCUGGAUAUUAUUGUUGAACUUGAAAAGCUGGAUUCAGUCUCACCAGAAAGACUUGACGUCGUAGAGGAGUGCUUGAGAAACAUUGGCAGGAUUGAUCUAGUCAAAAAACUGACCACUUACAAGAAUUCAGCUAGGGCACCUGAACAGCAGCGAAAUUUGUCUCUGCAGCAACCCCGUAGAAUUUCUCAUGUUACACAAGAACGCUGCAUGGUAGGAGUGAGCCCACGACUAGGUGCCUGCGUACAGCCGCGCUCUGAGAGUGGGCCAGAUUGCUAUAAAUUUAACACUAAUCCCAGAGGACACUGUGUGAUCAUAGACUGCGUGGGUAAUGAUGGAGAAAAAUUGGAACAAACAUUUAAGGCUCUUCACUUCAGCGUGGAUCUCCACCAGUAUCUGAGUUCUGAUGAGGUGUUUUCAGCUCUCAAUAUGAUUCUCGAUAAGAUGGAGCAACUCAGAAAUGAUAGCUUUGUGUGCUGCAUCAUUAGCCGUGGCACAGAAAGUCAACUUUUGGGCACAGAUUCGACUGGAUAUGGAUUUUCCAUCAACGAAGUCAGGCGUCUUUUCAAUGCUAAUAGAUGCCCGUCGUUGGCGGGCAAGCCCAAACUUUUCUUCAUCCAGAGAUACAACGUACCUAAGUUGUCCCUGCACCCCAGGAUGAACCCAGACGAUGAGCACCUCGAGACAGAUGGCUGUGAUGGGGCUGUCACAGCAGCUAUUCCUAUGGAUGCAGAUGUGUUCUGGAGUCACUGCUGGACAGAUGAGCGUCAGCUGGAAGAAGAGGAACAUAGCUCUGUGUAUGUGAACGCUCUGACAAAUGCUUUGCGCAAAGCCCAAAACAGGAAAAUUAAGAUUGAUGAUAUUCAAAUGGAGGUGAACAAUGUCGUCUUUGAACACAGCAGAAGUAAUCCACAAGCCAACUACCACCUUGAUGUAAAACACACCCUGAGGAGAGAUCUGUACUUACAAUAAAGAAUUUAUUUACUAUUUAUUUGCUAAACACCGUGAAGUAUCUGGCACCAGCACUGGUGUUACAGAUAGACCUUAGAGUCACUGUGGCUCCUCAGCUGAAUUCUCCUGAUACCCUUCUGUAACUAGAUGUUAAAUUCAGUUAGUGUGGGGAUGGAAAAGUUAAACAUCCACACUGAUAAUUAGUUAUGGCAGCUCGAACUCAAGUUAAUUAUUUGCUUAUCAGUAACUUAGUGCCUCCUCAGUGCUGCACUGAGGAGGCCACCGACUUUGGAGCGGAGGCGACUGUCCAGGUCCUGUUUCCUUGUGAUAAAAAAAGAGGACAUUCAUCAGCUUGCGCAGCUAAACUAUACUUGUGGACUUCUUAAUCUUUGAG